This is a messenger RNA of Ostrea edulis (European flat oyster), 833 nucleotides long. RefSeq lists its product as uncharacterized. The transcript has 3 exons. The coding region runs from base 30 to 827 and encodes 265 amino acids. The record is from RefSeq and is a predicted model, not a curated record. Lineage: Eukaryota; Metazoa; Mollusca; Bivalvia; Ostreida; Ostreidae.
UGCUGCACACUGGUUUUCAUUUCCGCAAGAUGGGUCAAACGGUAACGUUCGGAUGGACCGGGGGUCUGGGAUUACUGUUUGCAAUAGUCACAUGUGUUCAUUGUAAGUGCACCGUUAUCCCAGCAAAAAUUGAAACAACUUAUACAGGUCGGGUACGUCACUACUGCGUUCACAAUGUCACCAACGGAAACGCCUCCGUAGAAAUUGAACUUCUCCUGGAUUCUAAGUUUGAAACACGUGACUGUCAAAGAUGCUCGUGCAGUCGCCUAGGACUAACUUGUUGUGGGUAUGGAGUGGCUUCUCAUGAACCCAUUCACGUACCAAAAGGCUGUCAUCCGGUGGCGGACGGAUGCAAAAUCGCUUUGAUCUCCGACAUUGACAAUGUUACGGACUGCUACAGCAUCGGACCAGCGGCGGAGGAGCGUCGCCGAAACGAAAUGAUGAGUGGAAUGGCCAGACGUAUAGCUCUCCAACAAUAUCCACAAGCAAUGCAGUUUUGGCGAGGACUCAAUCCACCCCCCGUUAACCCUAUCGAUGUCCUUCUAGGCGGUGGAAGAAGAGCACCAAGUGGGCGCGCAGCAGAACGACCCGAGGGACUAAUGGAGUCCUUCCUAUUAAUGAAUAUCUUUGGAGGCGGAAUGGAUUUUGGUGGCGGAAGUGGAGGUCGGUCCCGACGUCCAUCACAUGGCGUUGGGAGUACAAUUGGACACAUGGGAGGUGGCGGACAAAGUAUGGAUGGAUUCGGUAUGGGGAUGGGCGGUAUAGGCGGACCUCUCCUUGAAUCUCCCUUAGGAAUGGGAUUUUUGUUUUCCUCGUUCAUGAACUAGAUUUAA